AUGGCGGUGGAGCAAAAGCCAGAUGAGUCUUUGAGGGAUUAUAUCAAACGGUUUAACAACGAGGCAAAUAUAAUUCCAAAGUUACCACAGGAGAUAGCAGUUAUGCCUUUGAUGAACGGCUUGAACGAUUCUCAGUUUAAGCGUUAUCUUACAAGAAAGAAUUUGCCGACAUUGGCAGCAACUUUUAACAAGGCUCAUGAUUACAUCAAGAGUGAAGAAUUAAUGAAGACAAGUAACAAGAAUGUGUUUGCUGAAAAGGGAAAAUAUCAGUUUGAAGGUGCAUCCUCAAGAAGUGGAAGGCUGAGAACUUCGACCCUAGGUAGGGGAGGGGGAAAUCGGCAGGAGGUUAGGGCUGCAAAACCACCAAUGCGAUACAGUACAUAUACGCCCCUGAAUACGCCUAGGGCAGCAAUCUAUUCGGUGAAUCAAAACAGAUAA
Messenger RNA from Chenopodium quinoa (quinoa), 438 nucleotides. RefSeq lists its product as uncharacterized. Lineage: Eukaryota; Viridiplantae; Streptophyta; Magnoliopsida; Caryophyllales; Amaranthaceae. The transcript has a single exon. The record is from RefSeq and is a predicted model, not a curated record. The coding region runs from base 1 to 438 and encodes 145 amino acids.